Molecule: messenger RNA, 345 nt
Organism: Salvia hispanica
Lineage: Eukaryota; Viridiplantae; Streptophyta; Magnoliopsida; Lamiales; Lamiaceae
Source: RefSeq, a predicted model, not a curated record
UAAAAAGAUAUGUCCCUCAACCAAAAAAGCCUCACCCUCCACCGCCACUCCGCCACCCCCUUCCGGUGGAGCCUCGGCCGCAGACGUCCUCGGCUCCCCACCGUUCGUGUCGGCGGGAAAAAGUCUCGUCACGGCUUUUCCCUGCCGAGGCUCUAUAAGAAGGCGAAACUCAAGUGGCUUGAGCUCAAGUAUUUGAGCAUGCUAAAAAAGUUGAAGAAUUACUAUAAAGAAUUGGUGAAGGAUGUGAUGCAAGGGAGUGGCACAAUUGAGUCAUAUCAGCAAUGCAUGCUUCUAGAAGCUUCUUUUGGUCUUGGUAAUCCGGUUAUGGGUGUUUCAUUUCAUUAA